Molecule: messenger RNA, 1281 nt
Organism: Diaporthe citri
Lineage: Eukaryota; Fungi; Ascomycota; Sordariomycetes; Diaporthales; Diaporthaceae
Exons: 2
Coding region: 1-1281 (426 amino acids)
Cellular component (GO): cytosol
Molecular function (GO): 3'-5'-DNA exonuclease activity
Source: RefSeq, a predicted model, not a curated record
AUGGCAUCUCAAUCUCAAUCUCCGACUCAACCCCCGCCAAUAGCCGCCGAGAACGGAGCUCCAAACGUCACUGCAGCCUCAGCCUACCGGCCAAGAUACAUAGAUAUCGGAAUCAACCUCGCCGAUCCCAUAUUCCGGGGCGUUUACAACGGCAAGCAAAGGCACGAUGACGACCUCAGCGGCCUGGUAGACCGAGCCAGGCAGGUCGGCUGCACCAAACUCAUCGUCACGGGGUCCAGCUUUAAGACCUCGAGAGACGCCCUCGCGCUCGCCAAGGACUACCCAGGCACCGUCUACAGCACCGCAGGGAUCCACCCGUGCUCCUCCUCGAUAUUCGACCAGGCGCACCCAUACUCCCACGAGGAGGACGGCGACGGCGAGCACACGCCCGCCUGCGGCCCGGACCCGGACAAGCCCAUCCUGGACGAAGACCUCGCCGUCGACCACGAGAAGACCGAGACCAUCAUCUCAGACCUCCGGCGCCUGGUCGAGGACGCCCGGGCCCCGGGGCCGCAGCAGCAGCUCGUCGCCUUCGGCGAGUUCGGCCUGGACUACGACCGGCUGCACUACUGCGCGAGGUCGCUGCAGCUGCACUCGUUCCAGGCCCAGCUCUCGCUGGCCGCCUCGCUGAGCCCGCAGCUCCCGCUAUUCCUCCACAGCCGCGCGGCGCAUGGCGACUUCGUCGCGUGCCUUAAGGUCGCGUUCGGCGAGAGGCUGGAGAGGCUGGACAAAGGCGGCGUGGUGCACAGCUUCACGGGCACCAUAGAGGAGAUGAGCGAGCUGAUGGACUUGGGCCUCUACAUCGGCCUGAACGGGUGUAGCUUCAAGACCGCGGAGAACUGUGAGGUUGUCCGCGCCGUCCGGCUGGACAGGCUGAUGAUCGAGACGGACGGGCCGUGGUGUGAGGUGCGGCCGAGCCACGAGGGGUGGAAAUACCUUGUUGAGAUAGACAAGAAGGAGAUGGCCGCGGCUGAGGCACCAGCGCCGGCCCUUCCUCCCGCGGAGAACGGGGAGGCGGCGCCCCCAGCGGUAAAGCAGCCGCCCAAGAAGCAGCAGUCAACCAAAAAGCCACAGAAAAAGGAGUCAGAGGUCAUUGAGAGGUUCAAGACGGUCAAGAAGGAGAAGUGGGUCGAGGGUGCGAUGGUCAAGGGCCGCAACGAACCUUGCAUGAUAGAGAGGGUGGCCAAAGUUGUGGCCGGCAUCAAGGAAGUCUCGGUCGAGGAGGUAUGCGAAGCUGCAUGGCGAAAUACGGUCAAGGUGUUCGAUAUAGAAGAAUCGUAG